AUGCUUUCUGUCACCUGCUCAGUUCUUGUGAUCUUAAUAUUCAGCAGGAGCAAUGGAGACUCAGUGACCCAGACAGGCCCGGUUACUGUCUCAGAGGGGGCACCUGUGAUCUUGAACUGCACUUACCAGACCACUUAUUCAAUUUCUGUCCUUUUAUGGUAUGUCCAAUAUCUCAAUAAAGCUCCUCAACUACUGCUGAAGAGCUCAACAGAAAACCAGAGGACAGAAGGUCAAGGUUUUCAGGCCAAUCAUGUGAAGAGUGACAGCUUUUUCUACCUGAAGAAACCCUCAGCGCAAAUGUCAGACUCGGCUGUGUACUACUGUGCUCUGAUAGACACCAUGAGAGGAGCUGCAGGGGGAGCCGAGCACAAACCCAGAGGGGCACAGGCUGCCCUUGCACCAGUAGUGGCUGUGGCAGUGGCUUUGGCAGGCUACCCACAUGGCAGUGGUGGCUCCAGGGAGAUGGCCUGCUCAUAUGAUGAUGGUGGCUGCCUGGUGGCACGAGUGGUGGCAGCCACUGCAGCAGUGACAGUGGCAGUUGCAGUGGCCACCUGCUUGGCUGUAGUGUCUGUAGUGGCAGUCCACAUAGCUACAGUGUCACAGCAGCAGUGGGUUUACCUCAUGGAGGUGUCAGCAGCUCUGAUUACUGCAACUGCCUCCCUCGCAUCUGCAGUGUCCUUGGUGGCAACAGGGAUACCUUGGGGUGGCAGUAGUGGCACCAGUGGUUGCAGCCACCUCUCUUGCAUCUGCACAGUCUGUGGCUGA
Galeopterus variegatus (Sunda flying lemur) is the source of this 765-nucleotide messenger RNA. RefSeq lists its product as uncharacterized. Bases 1 to 765 code for a protein of 254 amino acids. The record is from RefSeq and is a predicted model, not a curated record. The transcript has 3 exons. Lineage: Eukaryota; Metazoa; Chordata; Mammalia; Dermoptera; Cynocephalidae.